CCUUUUCCAAGCUCGAUACAUUAAAAUCAUCAUCCAACCUCAAUAUUCACCCUUGGUUUUUCUCCUCCCUCGUUAUCAUCUUCUACUUGUGAUUCUUAAAAAAAUAAAGAAAAAAAAUUUGAAACACACAAAUUUAAGUCUCCGUUUUAAGAAAGAAAAAGAAAACAUUCGGUCUCAGGUGGUUCACACAGUUAGUGCCGAGUCUCACUUCUCUGCACCGUUGCGCCUAAUGGUUUUCUCUGCGCCUUCUCCUUCUCGGAAUAGUAGCAAGACUGCAAGAGCUUAGUAUUUCUUUGCUCUCCUUAAAGCUCUGUUUUUCCUACAGAUCGGGAACACUAAACCCUAGCAAAGACAGUACAUCUAUUUCUAAAUUGACAGUGCAAAAUGGGAUAACCCCUACUGAGGCAUCCAAUGUUGAAGGGAGAGGCAGAGCCUAAGCAGAAGAGAGGUUGGUCAGAGUCGCUGCUAGAGUUUCGGUCAGGGUUAGGGGAAAAGAUGAAAACUGAGCCAAAGAAACGUUGGAAAUCUCUUGAACCGCUUCAUCUGAAAAGCAAAUCAGUUGCGCGGUUUUGCUUCUUUUCGAAAAUCAAGUCGAACAACUAUGGUCCAGGCCGUGCACCAGUCUAUCUCAAUGUUUAUGACUUGACUCCUAUUAAUGGAUAUAUCUAUUGGGCAGGGCUCGGUAUAUUUCACUCUGGUGUAGAAGUUCAUGGAGUAGAAUAUGCUUUCGGUGCACAUGAUUAUGCAAACAGUGGUGUUUUUGAGGUUGAACCAAGGCAAUGCCCAGGCUUCAAAUUUAAGAAGUCGAUAUUCAUUGGAACCACGAACUUAAACCCGGGACAAGUUAGAGAGUUCAUGGAGAACAUGGCUUGCAGUUACUAUGGGAACAUGUAUCACUUGAUCGUUAAGAACUGCAACCACUUCUGCCAGGACGCUUGCUACAAGCUUACAGGCAAGAAGAUCCCGAAAUGGGUGAACCGGCUUGUGGAAAUAGGUUCUGUGUGUAGUUGCAUACUUCCCGAGUCACUCAAGAUUACAGCGGUUUGCCAUGAUCCAGACGAGCAAAUUCCCGAAGAAGAAAACGAAAAGAGAAGUCUUACGAGCUCAUUCAGUUGCUUGUCUUCCAUCUCCAUGAGACAAAAACAGCUUUCGACGUCAUCCUUAUUCCUACAGUCACCUCUCAGAGGCUGCUUACCUCCAUUUCAACUAAAACGAUCAAAAUCUAACAGCAGUUCCUUAAAAGAAAUGUAGACGACCACAUUUGUCUUUGUAAUGGUGUUCGAAAAAAUGUUACUUUUAACAAUUCUUCAAUCUGUUUGUAUCGCUUCCAAAGCUGGGAACCAUUUCAUCUUUCCAUGUAUUGAUUGCCUCAACUCUGUUUAUAUAUC
Messenger RNA from Brassica rapa (field mustard), 1388 nucleotides. RefSeq names its product deSI-like protein At4g17486. Gene Ontology annotation, molecular function: deubiquitinase activity. NCBI's taxonomy places the organism in Eukaryota, Viridiplantae, Streptophyta, Magnoliopsida, Brassicales, Brassicaceae. Gene Ontology annotation, biological process: protein deubiquitination. The record is from RefSeq and is a predicted model, not a curated record.